Molecule: messenger RNA, 2684 nt
Organism: Esox lucius (northern pike)
Lineage: Eukaryota; Metazoa; Chordata; Actinopteri; Esociformes; Esocidae
Product: zinc finger protein 420-like
Exons: 4
Coding region: 181-1914 (577 amino acids)
Source: RefSeq, a predicted model, not a curated record
UGAUCGUUGUUAGGCAUCUUGAGCAGGCUGCACUGGAUUGAAAACGGGUUUUGUGUAGUUUUCGAGACAGCCGGAACAAUUUGUGAAAUACGCACAGAACGUCGCUGAAAUGGUGACAAUAACUGACCGGUCGGUCGCCCUCCCGCUUAUGUGGUCCAUCAAAAAUCCGUUCGAACUCAGAUGGAGGCCAAACCCAGCCUGCUGCUCUCCUUACAGACUGAACCCAAACAAGAAUCCCUAGAUUCUGAUUGUGACAGUGGAGCUCAGUGCUCAUUGGUGGAUUCAGAGAUGACAUCAGUAAAGCUGGAAGACAAAAGUCAAAUACUAGGACUGAAUGUUAACAUUAAAGAUGAAGAGGAGAAGAAGAUGGAGAUCAACAGUCACACACUGGGACUGAAUAAUAUUAAAUGUGAAGAGGAGGAGAAGGAGGAAGAGAUUGAGGAUCUAAUUAAUCAAGAUGAGAUUCCUGAAGUGGAGACGCUUGGAGAGGAACAACAGGAAGACCACAAUGAUAAGAAGUCUCACCACUGCCCCCAUUGUGAAAAACAUUUCUUAUCUCUAUUAAUGUUAAAAAAACAUGUUAACAUACAUACUAGAGAGAAACCUUACUCCUGUUCUGAGUGUAUGAAGUGUUUCAUUACAUCCUCUCAACUUACUAUUCACUGGAGGGUACACACAGGUGAGAAGCCUUACUCCUCUUCUGACUUUGGGAAGAGUUUCAUUAGAUCAGUUAAACCAACUAUUCAUCAGAGAGCACACAAAGGUGAGAAGCCGUACUCUUGUUCUGAUUGUUUUAAGAGUUUCUCUAGUUUAGGUUACCUUAAAACUCACCAGCGCAUACAUACUGGAGAAAAGCCUUACUCCUGUUCUGAUUGUGGGAAGAGUUUCUCUCAAUUAGGUAGCCAUACAGCUCACCAGCAAAUACAUGCUGGAGAGAAGCCUUACUCCUGUUCUGACUGUGGGAAGACCUUUCUUAGAUCAUCCGAUCUUACUAAUCAUCAAAGAGUACACACAGGUGAGAAGCCUUACUUUUGUUCUGAUUGUGGGAAGAGUUUCUCUCAUUUAGGUAACCUUAAAACUCACCAGCGCAUACAUACUGGAGAGAAGCCUUACUCCUGUUCUGAUUGUGGGAAGUGUUUCAUUACAUCCUCUCAACUUACUAUUCACCAGAGAGUGCACGAAGAGAAGCUGUACUCCUGUUCUGACUGUGGGAAGAGUUUCUCUCAAUUAGGUAGCCAUACAGCUCAUCAGCAAAUACAUACUGGAGAGAAGCCUUACUCCUGUUCUGACUGUGGGAAAACCUUUAUUAGAUCAUCUGAUCUUACUAGUCAUCAAAGAGUACACACAGGUGAGAAGCCUUACUUCUGUUCUGAUUGUGGGAAGAGUUUCUCUCAUUUAGGUAACCUUAAAACUCACCAGCGCAUACAUACUGGAGAAAAGCCCUACUCCUGUUCUGACUGUGGGAAGUGUUUCAUUACGUCCUCUCAACUCACUGUUCACCAGAGAGUGCACACAGCUGAGAAGCCUUACUCCUGUUCAGACUGUGGGAAGAGUUUCUCUCAGUUUGGUAGCCUUAAAGCUCACCAGCGCAUACAUAUUGGAGUGACUUUCAUUAGAUCAGUUAAACUUACUAGUCAUCAGAGAGUGCAAAUGGGUGAGAAGCUUUUCACCUGUUCUGUCUGUGGGAAGAGUUUCAUUACAUCCUCUCAACUUACUGUUCACCAGAGAGUGCACACAGGUGAGAAGCCUUACUCUUGUUCUGCCUGUGGGAAGUGUUUCAUUACAUCCUCUCAACUUACUAUUCACCAGAGAAUGCACACAGGUGAGAAGCCUUACUCUUGUUCUGUUUGUGGGAAGUGUUUCUCUCAAUUACCUGGCCUUAAAUAUCACCAGCGUAUACAUUCUGGAUAUUAAAGGGAUAGUUCAUCCAAAAAUCAUAUUUCAGUGGCAGUCCCCUUCCUCCCUGUAGGUCUUUCAUUAUUCAGCUCUGUCUCAGUCAGUAAUUAGCGUUAUUAGCAUCGUACAAAUUCAUGAAUGGAAACCGUACAUACCCCUAACCCAAAGCUGCAUUGCAAAACGGAAACUAAAACACUCCAAACUAAGACAAUUGUUGUAUACCUCAAAGAACAUCAAUCAAUCACAUUUAUUUAUAAUGCCCUUUUAACAACAGCAGUUGUCGCAAAGUGCUUUUACAGAAACACCCGGCCUUAAACCCCAAGGAGCAAAAAACUGUUGUAUUCCACGAAAACUAAGUUGUAAUUUUCGCAAUACAAUUCUCUUUUCAAAUAAACAGGUACUUCCUGUGUUUACUGAUCAGUUGUAUCAAUCCACACAUUCCUUCAGAAUUAGUCAGUGCAUACACAAUAAACAAAAGUUAGUGUUCACUAGCUAGAAAGCAAGUUACAUAUUUAAUCUUUGAUAUUCACCUCGGACAGUCUCCUUGGCGAUGGUAAACACGUUAAUCCACAACCCUUACCAGGAAUAUCCUGAGGCAGUGUGUACUUUUGUGUAUUGUAACAUAGCAAUCAGAAGUAUUAGUUACAAUGUAUCUUGUCUCCAUGGGUUGUACUGGGUAACUUGAUGGACUUGCCUCAGUCCUCUUCAAGGUGAACGGGUGCCAUGAUCCUCUGUAUUACCAUGUGUCAGAAAAUUAAAUGUUUCUCCCACAAUACGACUGCAUUGUG